UAUCGACGGCGAUCAGCGUGUUCCUGGUUACGUGGUCACAAGCGAAGCCCCAAGGGAAAGCUCCUCCAUUGGCGGUUCUCGUCUCUGUCUCCCUCUCCGUUCCGUUCCUUCACGUCCCGUCCCAAUCCGUUUCUUUCCCCCUUUCUGGAGAGAAGAGAGAGAGAGAGAGGGGAGAGGGGGGAGGAUCGAAGGGGAUGAUGGAAUUGGACAACAUCGAGUGCAUCUCGUCGUCGGACGGGAUGGACGACGACGAGGGUACCGCCCACCAUCUUCCCCACCCCUUCUUGAAGCCCCACCAUGUCGGCAGCGGAAACGGCGGCUGCGGCGGCGUAGUGGGAAUCGGGGGCAUCCCAGCGCAGGUCAUCUCGCCGGCGACCAGCGUGCACGAGCUGCUCGAGUGCCCCGUCUGCACCAAUUCCAUGUACCCCCCGAUCCACCAGUGCCACAAUGGGCAUACUUUAUGUUCAACCUGUAAGUCAAGGGUGCAUAACAGGUGCCCCACUUGCAGACAAGAGCUUGGAGACAUCAGGUGUUUAGCAUUGGAAAAGGUGGCUGAGUCACUUGAGCUUCCUUGCAAGUAUUUCUCACUAGGUUGCCCAGAAAUCUUCCCGUACUACAGCAAACUCAAGCAUGAAGCCCUGUGCAAUUUCAGACCAUACAACUGUCCAUAUGCUGGGUCUGAAUGUUCUGUUGCUGGGGAUGUUCCUUUCCUGGUUGCACAUUUAAGGGAUGAUCACAAGGUUGACAUGCAUACUGGCUGCACAUUCAAUCAUCGUUAUGUGAAGUCCAAUCCUCGAGAGGUUGAAAAUGCCACCUGGAUGCUAACUGUGUUCCACUGCUUUGGGCAGUAUUUCUGCCUGCACUUUGAGGCCUUUCAGCUUGGGAUGGCUCCGGUUUACAUGGCAUUCCUCCGUUUCAUGGGGGAUGAGAAUGAGGCAAGGAACUACAAGUACAGCCUUGAGGUUGGUGCUAACGGCAGGAAGCUCAUAUGGGAAGGCACUCCUCGGAGUAUCCGUGACAGCCACAGGAAAGUUCGGGACAGUCAUGAUGGCCUCAUAAUCCAGAGGAAUAUGGCACUCUUCUUCUCUGGGGGUGAUAGGAAGGAGCUGAAGCUGCGGGUUACUGGCCGAAUAUGGAAGGAGCAGCCAAACCCUGAUGCUGGAGUGUGCAUACCCAAUCUGUGUAGCUGAUAGUUGUGAAGGUGUGCGCAAUUUGGGUGUUACUUUAAUUGGGUUUGUAUUUGCAUCUCUUUUGCCUAAGUUGUUGUUUGUUGUCAGCUGACAGUUUGAUUGCACCGGUUAAAUUAGUGAUAGGGCAAGACGUUCUGGGAAAGAUCUUAAACAAUGCUGAUACUGGGACUUUGAGCUCUUGUUAAAUUGUUAUUAAGUUUUCCCUCUGUAAACUACUGCUUUUGCUUAUGUGGAACUUUGGGUCGUCUGAGCUUAUCUCUGUAUUUAAUGGACGCAAAAGAUUGGAUAAGUCAUCUUUUGUAAGAAAGAAUAUAUUUUUCUUAUGAUUUUUAUAUAGUGUAGAUCAGCACAAA
Elaeis guineensis (African oil palm) is the source of this 1543-nucleotide messenger RNA. RefSeq names its product E3 ubiquitin-protein ligase SINAT5. The record is from RefSeq and is a predicted model, not a curated record. Lineage: Eukaryota; Viridiplantae; Streptophyta; Magnoliopsida; Arecales; Arecaceae. Gene Ontology annotation, cellular component: cytoplasm. Gene Ontology annotation, molecular function: ubiquitin protein ligase activity; zinc ion binding; protein binding. Gene Ontology annotation, biological process: multicellular organism development; ubiquitin-dependent protein catabolic process.